Bombyx mandarina (wild silkworm) is the source of this 1519-nucleotide messenger RNA. Its product is annotated as octopamine receptor beta-1R. Gene Ontology annotation, molecular function: octopamine receptor activity. The record is from RefSeq and is a predicted model, not a curated record. Gene Ontology annotation, biological process: positive regulation of MAPK cascade; adenylate cyclase-activating adrenergic receptor signaling pathway. Gene Ontology annotation, cellular component: plasma membrane. NCBI's taxonomy places the organism in Eukaryota, Metazoa, Arthropoda, Insecta, Lepidoptera, Bombycidae.
GCGACCGUCGAUCUAAAAAAACAAAUUCACGAGUUUGUGAGUUGUUGUGUUUGUUUUCGUGUACGAUUUUCUUUUGUGUCAUUUGGAUCUCGAGAUCCACGGCGCAAUGGCAGACGACAGAACAAAACAGAUUUCGAGACGAAAAUUUCGACAGACCACUUAAAGUUCCAACAAAAUGUGAACAAUGAAACUGGAAGUCGUAUUCAGCCUUGAACUGGGCAACUUCACAGCGGACCUGCAAGAUCUAUCCACAUCCAUGUAUCUAACGGACACUUACGUGAACAGGACGCUGGAAGUGAACUUAACGACCAAUGACUUGGUUUACUCGAAUCAGUUCGAAGACGAUCCACUAAUUGUGUUUUUAAUCAUACUAAAAUGCAUGAUAAUGCUGUUCAUAAUAUUGGCAGCGAUAUUCGGCAAUCUGUUGGUUAUAGUAUCGGUUAUGAGACACAGGAAGUUGCGGGUGAUAACGAACUAUUUUGUCGUGUCGCUGGCUUUGGCUGAUAUGUUGGUCGCUAUUUGGGCGAUGUGCUUCAACUUCAGCGUGGAGAUCACCAACGGGGAAUGGUUAUUUGGCUAUUUCAUGUGCGACGUUUGGAAUUCGUUGGACGUGUACUUCUCGUCGGCGAGCAUUCUUCAUUUGUGCUGCAUCAGUGUCGACAGAUACUACGCAAUCGUCCAGCCAUUGGACUACCCGUUAAUUAUGACCACGGCCAAGCUCGGCAUAAUGUUGGCUGUGGUUUGGUGCAGUCCGGCGCUGGUCUCGUUUCUACCGAUCUUCAUGGGUUGGUACACAACCGAGGAUCAUUUGGACUUCAGAAGACGCUACCCGAAAGUGUGCAGUUUCACAGUCAACAAAGUGUACGCAGUGAUAUCGAGCAGUAUAAGUUUCUGGAUUCCCGGUGUGAUUAUGUUGUUCAUGUAUUACAGGAUUUAUGUGGAAGCCGAUAGACAGGAGAGAAUGCUGUACAGGAGUAAGGUGGCCGCGUUGCUGCUAGAUAAGCAUUUGCAAAUCAACGGCAUCUCCAUGGGCGAGGUGAUGCGAGAACGCACCAGUAUCCAAAUGCAGCCGAUGGCGAGCAGCAAAAUGAAGAGGGAACGAAAGGCGGCCAGAACUUUGGGGAUCAUCAUGUCAGCAUUUUUGGCCUGCUGGCUACCUUUCUUCUUGUGGUAUAUUAUAACAGCUCUUUGUGGGGAUGACUGUCCAUCGCCUCCGCCGGUGGUGGCUGCGGUCUUCUGGGUGGGGUAUUUCAACUCCGCACUCAACCCGCUCAUCUAUGCGUAUUUCAACAGAGAUUUCAGAGCGGCGUUCCGAAAGACCUUGGAUUCUUGCUGCAGGUCGCUGUGCGGUGACGUGGCCCGCCGCUAUUGUUGUCGCAGGCCGCGUCGCGACCAGCACCAUUCGAACGCGUCCUCCGACAUCCACAUGAACAACUGCGUCAAGUCGACUUCAGCAGACGUUCUGAGAGCCCACCUGCCUUCGUGCUCGCGACCAGAUGACAUCGUGUUUGCGACGUGA